ACACAGUCACGAUCGCACGCGCGAUUUCUCUGCGACGGAGCUCUCACGCGGGGCGCUGUCUUCGAUGUGACAGCGUAUCAGCAUGAAAGCAAGCGACAGACUCAUGACUUCUGAUUGUCCAUAUCGUCCCCUCCACCACGAUAUUGAAACGAGCAGAGAUGCUGUCUCUGAUAUCACGCGAUCGAGGCUCUACUUGGAAAUUCAAGCACGAACGGCUCCAAACCCCGUCAUUGGAUCCAUGACGAUCGUCACCGCUCGAUCGUCAUCGGCCUCCAAGCAGUCCAUCCGAGACCUGCUACACUUUCUCCCUCACGGUUCUCUGUCGAUUCAAUAUUUUGUUGCUUUUCUCGUUCUAUAUCCAUUAGCGAAGGCGUUCACCAGGAGCUUAUUGGGAUGAUUUCUCUUCUUUAACCGGGGUUGACUAUAUUUCUCAUCAAAGAAAAGUCGUUCAUCUCGGAAAAUUCUAUUUGCGGCAUUGGAGAAAGAUGAAAACAAGAGGAUACCUAUGAGCUCCCACCGCCGCCUCCACCCGUCU
Molecule: messenger RNA, 535 nt
Organism: Dissoconium aciculare CBS 342.82
Lineage: Eukaryota; Fungi; Ascomycota; Dothideomycetes; Mycosphaerellales; Dissoconiaceae
Exons: 1
Coding region: 83-397 (104 amino acids)
Source: RefSeq, a predicted model, not a curated record